AUGAAAAAGCAUGCUAAGAACCAACAACAAACUCCCAAACCCAGACCUAGCAAAAUCGCUAGGGAAUUACCUGAUCCAGACGAGUUUUUUGAUCCUGUUGAUAGAGACACAAGGGGAUCCAAGAUGGCGGCCGCAAAAAAACGUGAGUCUGCUAAAAACACUGACAUAGUCAGUGAAAGCUCGUUUGGCAAAGCUGCAAGAGGGAGAAAUCGGCAGACUGAUAUGCCUAUUUUAACUGAAUGUGAUACUGAGCACUCUGACUCUGAAAGUGAGGAAGAGGAAGAUAUUCGCUCAUAUUUAAAAUGCUUACCAUCUAAAGCUGAAAUCAAAAGCAUGCUGCAGAACUUAUCUGUUGUGUUAACUGAUGAAAUGAGAGAUAUAAGGAAAGACAUAGUAAACAUAGCAGUGAGAACUGACACUAUAGAAAAAGCGCAGGAGAAAUUACUUAAACACAAUACAUACUUGCAUAAGACUGUAAAAAAGCAAGCUCAACAAAUUGAGGAGCUUGAAAGGCAAAUGGAGGACUUUGAAAACAGAAGCAGAAGGGUUAAUCUGAGAGUAAGAGGCAUCCCUGAAAUAAUUACUCAAGGUGAACUGAAACAAGCACUGUGGCAAAUCUUUAACAGCAUUCUCAAUAGAGAUACUGCAACUGAAAUUAAAAUGGACAGAUUUCACAGAGUGGCUAAGACAAAAAAUGCACCUCAUGGAGCUCCCAGAGAUGUCCUUUGCGCUCUGCAUAACUUCACAGAGAAGGAGGAAAUCAUCUCUAAAGCAAGAGAAAUAAACAACAUCACAUACGAAGAUAGCAAAAUACUAAUUUUCCAAGACAUCUCGUGGAAAACCCUCAGCAAGAGAAGAAAUCUUAAACCUCUCACAGAUGCUAUAAAGGAAAAAGGCCUACAAUUCAAGUGGGGAUUCCCUUUUCACAUAUCGGUGAGAAAGGAGGGACAAUGGAUGGUACUGAAAUCUCCUAAGGACACUGAGGAAUUCUGCAAAAAGCUGGGCAUUGAAAAACCACCUCUCCCAGGAUGGGAUGUCAUCCCAACGCCUGACUUCUCAUUGGAAAAAUUACCGGAAUUUUGGAUAACUCCAUUGAAGCAAACUAAGAAGAUGGCCUCUACACCUAAUCCCAGAGGAGAAAAAGACUUGACCUUUGCCAUAAAUAAUGACACUUGA
Messenger RNA from Protopolystoma xenopodis, 1176 nucleotides. The record is from the annotation of a GenBank genome assembly. Lineage: Eukaryota; Metazoa; Platyhelminthes; Monogenea; Polystomatidea; Polystomatidae.